Mugil cephalus (flathead mullet) is the source of this 2203-nucleotide messenger RNA. RefSeq names its product sodium-dependent phosphate transport protein 2A-like. Lineage: Eukaryota; Metazoa; Chordata; Actinopteri; Mugiliformes; Mugilidae. Gene Ontology annotation, cellular component: apical plasma membrane; brush border; vesicle. The record is from RefSeq and is a predicted model, not a curated record. The coding region runs from base 310 to 2130 and encodes 606 amino acids. Gene Ontology annotation, molecular function: sodium:phosphate symporter activity. Gene Ontology annotation, biological process: intracellular phosphate ion homeostasis; sodium-dependent phosphate transport. The transcript is spliced from 13 exons.
UUAAUGCAGGAAUAUUAAACCAAGACAAUGAAACUAUGACACUGAUGUAGUCAGUCCUAGCUUUCCAUUACACCAGUCAUCCAUUCUUUACUGAUCGAGUUAAUCUGCACUACACAGUAGCGCCUCCCCUUCUUUUUUCCUCCCGUCUCAUCCUCUCGUGUCUACUCUGUGUUUCACUUUAUAAAAUUAGCGCGUCAGGUUUGGUCUCACCCCCCCCCCCCAAAAAUAUUUUCUUCUUUAUUUAUGAUUGUUUAAAACAUUAACUUUCUGAAGCAGAGGAGCCAUUUCAUCAGAAUUCAAGAUACAACCAUGGAAACCCCGUUCAGACCCCAGCAGGUGAAAACAGUGAUACUGACUCUCUGCAAAAUCCCCGUCCUCUUUCAGCUGCUGUACUUCUUUGUGUGCUCCCUUAACAUUUUAAGCUCUGCCUUCCAACUAGCCGGAGGCAAGGUAGCAGGGGAUAUCUUCCAGGAAAAUGCUAUCCUGUCUAACCCAGUGGCAGGGCUGGUGGUGGGAAUUCUGGUGACAGUAUUAGUCCAGAGCUCCUCCACGUCUACUUCUAUCAUAGUCAGCCUAGUAUCCUCUGGGUUGCUGGAUGUGCAGUCAGCCAUUCCUAUCAUCAUGGGCUCAAACAUCGGUACUUCAGUGACUAAUACCAUUGUUGCACUAAUGCAGGCUGGAGAAAGAGAUGAAUUUGAAAGGGCAUUUGCUGGAGCUACUGUCCACGACUGCUUUAACUGGCUGUCUGUGCUGGUGCUGCUCCCUCUCGAGGCUGUGAGUGGGCUGCUGAGGCUACUGUCGAAGGCCGUGGUCGACGCGCUGCAGCUCAACAGUGGAGAAGAAGCUCCCGAGCUUCUUAAAGUCCUGACUGAACCCCUGACUAAACUGAUAAUCCAGCUGGAUCGAUCCGUCAUCACAGCCGUUGCUACAGGAGACCAGAGCAUGAAGAACAAGAGUCUGGUGAAGCACUGGUGUCCAAUCACAAUAUUACAGGACAACGGCACAUCAUGGGGAACACGCAACCUAACCAACCAAACAGAGAAAUGCAGGCAUCUCUUUGUGAACUGCUCUUUGUCAGACUUGGCCAUAGGUCUGAUUCUCCUGGCUUGCUCCCUGGUGAUCCUCUGCAGCUGCCUGAUACUGCUGGUUAAACUCCUCAACUCCCUGCUGAAGGGUCAGGUGGCCAGCACUAUUAACAAAGUUGUAAACACAGAUUUCCCCUACCCGUUUACCUGGCUAGCAGGUUAUCUGGCUCUAUUAGUAGGAGCAGGAAUGACCUUUCUGGUUCAGAGUAGUUCUGUCUUCACAUCUGCCAUCACUCCACUUAUAGGGAUUGGUGUGAUAAAUAUUGAAAGAGCCUACCCUUUAACGCUGGGGUCCAACCUGGGAACCACCACCACAGCUACACUGGCAGCUCUGGCCAGUCCGGGUGAUAAACUAGCGGCUGCCACACAGGUUGCUUUAUGUCAUUUCUUCUUUAAUCUUCUUGGUAUCCUGCUGUGGUAUCCCAUACCAGCCACUCGCUUACCCAUACGUAUGGCCCGUGCUCUUGGCAACUGCACUGCCAGGUACCGCUGGUUUGCUGUCUUGUACCUUCUCCUUUGCUUCCUGCUGCUCCCAUCCCUUGUGUUUGCUCUCUCCAUGGCUGGUUGGAAGGUGAUGACUGGGAUCGGCGUACCGGUCAUUUUUGUGAUUAUAUUGGUUGCAACAGUGAACAUCCUCCAGGCACGCAGGCCAGACUGUUUGCCACGUAGGCUUCAGACCUGGGACUUUCUUCCUAUUUGGAUGACCUCAUUGCAGCCCCUGGAUGGCCUCAUCACCAGAGUAACCCUGUGCUGCAGGAGAGGGAGUGGGUGGAGUUUUAAGAGAAGAGGUGGUCCAGUAACAUCCCUAGAGGGUAUUACUGUCAACGUUGAGACAAGAGUAAAGGAGAAACAUAAGCAGAACGGAGAAGACCAAGAAAGCGAAAGAGGACUGGACAGUCCAGGAUGUCUACAGCUUCAGGAGGAAAUUAAAACAGAGGACAUAUCGUCAGGAAACAACAUGCAUCCAUUGACUGCAAUGUGGUCCAUAGAGAAAAACACAAACUCAGACAAUCAGAGCACUCAACUACGAAGCACUCGCUUGUAGCAUUUACUCUAAGUCUUUGUAUUUCUACUGUAUGUCUGACCCAAUAAAACAAAGGGGCCAGAAUGUGCCUGAA